AUGUCGCUAGAGAUCCUAAGAACUCAAUCAAAUGCUUCACAUGUGGAGGCAUUGGGCAUUAUGUUGACUGACUGUGCAAAUAAUCAGAAAAGAUACUCCAAAGGAAAGGACAAAGCUAUGAAAGUAAGCUGGAGCGAGAGUGAUGUGUCACAAGAGGACACAUCCUCAUAUGAAGAAUAUAAUGACCAAUAG
Messenger RNA from Prunus armeniaca (apricot), 192 nucleotides. NCBI's taxonomy places the organism in Eukaryota, Viridiplantae, Streptophyta, Magnoliopsida, Rosales, Rosaceae. The record is from the annotation of a GenBank genome assembly.